This is a messenger RNA of Lachancea mirantina, 1245 nucleotides long. Lineage: Eukaryota; Fungi; Ascomycota; Saccharomycetes; Saccharomycetales; Saccharomycetaceae. The record is from the annotation of a GenBank genome assembly.
AUGUCAGCGUUGUUUAGCAGAGUUUUUUUGUCAAAUAGACCUGCGGGUGUUAAGAUCGCCAACUUGGAAACUAGCCUAAGUCCAGCGGUCACAAUAAGAAGGCUUAAGGCUUACAAACCAACCUUGGCCGACUGUUUACACUAUGGAUUUUUGAGCAGUAUCUUGUUUUUCGCUUUUAUCAUGAAUCCUGCCUCCUGGAUUUCCAAGGUUGCGUUUUACACAUUUCUAGGUGUUCUUUUCAUUAUCCCCGCUACGUCUCAAUUUUUCUUCAAUGCUUUGCCUAUUCUGACGUGGUUGUCACUAUAUUUCACUUCAUCUUCCUUCCCGGCGGCAAUGCGGCCUCCUAUAAGCGUACAAAUCCUGCCCGCUAUCGAGACUAUUCUGUAUGGUGAUAAUUUGAGUGAUAUUUUAGCUGCUUCUACCAACAAACCCUUGGACUUCUUGGGUUUGAUUCCCUACGGACUAUUCCAUUUUGGUGCCCCUUUUGUUGUCGCCAUCAUCUUAUUUUUGUGUGGGCCUCCAACUAUCUUGCGAGGGUACGCAUUCGCAUUCGGCUAUAUGAACCUCGUUGGCGUGAUAAUGCAAAAUUUGUUCCCUGCGGCUCCCCCAUGGUAUAAGAUAAUAUAUGGUUUAAACCCGGCUAACUACACUAUGAAGGGCUCCCCCGGUGGCUUGGGCCGUAUUGACAAGUACCUGGGGAUAAACCUUUACACUCCUUUAUUCACCAACUCCGCCGUCAUUUUCGGCGCGCUUCCAUCUCUCCACUCUGGCUGUGCGACCAUGGAGGCCUUGUUCUUCUCCUAUGUCUUCCCGAAGCUGACACCUCUGUUUAUCUUCUACGUUUGCUGGCUUUGGUGGUCUACAAUGUAUCUGACACAUCACUACUUUGUGGACUUGAUGGCUGGGUCUGUCCUCUCCUACGCGAUUUUUCAAUACACGAAAUAUCAUCACUUGCCAUUGGCUGAUGGGUCUCUCUUUUCGCGCUGGUCUUAUCCCGAGAUUAAGACUUUCAACAUUGUUCAAGCAGAUCCACUUGGAUCGAAUGCGAAUGACAUCGAAAGUUUGCCGGUGCCGUUGGUCCUUGGAACAGAUUUUGAAUUGGAUGACAUGGUCAACAGUGACUCUCCUUCCAUUUUCGACAAUGAAAGAUCUAUUUCAAGAUCCUCUGCGGCCUCAAACACCUCCUUGGAAGUUCAGGAGGAGAGUUAUUCAUCUCCGCGACUUGGUAAGCAACGAGUAGAUUGA